Messenger RNA from Ostreobium quekettii, 570 nucleotides. The record is from the annotation of a GenBank genome assembly. Lineage: Eukaryota; Viridiplantae; Chlorophyta; Ulvophyceae; Bryopsidales; Ostreobiaceae.
AUGCCUGAGGGACGCGAGAUUAUGUUGGAACUGCUGGAGGCAUGGGGAGAUCCGUGCUACAUCGGCCUUACGGGUUUGGAGGUGAUCGGCGAGUCUGGGGAGCCGCUGAGGCUGUCGCCGGACUGCAUUCGCGUUGUGGGCGAAUGCGCAGGGGAGGGAGCGGUGGAAGGGGCAGGUGUUGGGGGCACACCUGGCGGCGUCCACAGGCUGUUGGAUGGCGCCAACCGCACUCUGGAUGAGGCACACAUGUGGCUUGCGCCUGCGGCCAGGCAACCGGAAGAUUGCCAUGGUGACCGCCCCACCCGGCUGCAGAGCCUGGUGGUCUGGAAUUACAACGGGGCCGUGGACGGCACCGACAGCGGCGCCAUGCGCGUCCGCCUCUCCCUGGACGGCCAGCGCCUCUCCCCGCCGGGGGGCACCCUCCUACGAAAGGGCCCCGCCACGGACGCCUUCCCCUACGGCCAGGCCAUACGCCUCUCAACCCGCCCGCCACAUCCAGAGGCCACAGAGAAACAGGUCGCCAACCUUCCCACCCAAACCACACCCAUCUGGAAAAUCGGAAUAUGUUGA